GGAGGUCGAAUGGUAUCUAUAUAGAAUUACCUUGUAGCAUGAACUAUCAAAACGUUUCAAAUCCUAACCUUUUAUCAUAAGUUUGUUUCAUACGUUUAAUUUGUUAGAAAGUCUUCAUGUGAUUUUGACCACAAAGAAUAUGCCACUCUGGCGUGUUGGCUUGGUUGUUUCGCGUUAUCCCGCUUGCAGGCCCGAAAGCAGCACCUACAUACCAUUGAAUAGGCACCAGAACGACUAAUAUGUGUUAAGCUGUCGUUCUGACACGUAUGUUAAUGUCGUAUUCACGCCACGGCCACGACCACUUCACCAACCCAUAAGAAAAAAAAAUACCAAUAAGAUUGAUGCGGUGAUUGUCACUUGGGUUGUCUAUGAAUGCUCUGUUGCAUUUUUGAAAGGAUUAGGGAAAGAUAUAUAAACUCUCGACUGAACGCCGUGUUGAGGAUAUUUGUUGGGGCCCUGCCAUCAAUUAACGUAUUGUUUGACUUCUUUUCGAAUUGGCAAUCCCAAGUAGUAAUAACAUUUAUUCUUAAACAAAAAGCUACACUGGCCACGUUUAAGUUUCAUUUAAAUGCUUAUCGAAGUUUAACUUAAUGCCUGGUAUUGCGUUGUGCGCUCAUUAUUAUUUUGUUCUAUUGAAAAGAUGAAACCAUUAUGUGAAAAACCAAAGAAAACAUUAUAUAAUCAUUCAACUGUUGCGUCUGUUUUUAAAGAUACCACUCCACCACAACUGAUGUGUCCAAACGGAAUUACGUAUGGUGAAAUAGAACCAUUUCAGAUUUACAGAAAAGUUUAUUGGAAUGAGCCCUCGGCGAAAGAUGAUAGAGAUGGAUACGUAACCGCCAAGAGAAUGUACGGUCGACCGUCAGGGAGUCGUUUUCCUGAAGGGUGGACAGAAGUUAGAUACGAGGCAAAAGACAGACGAGGAAAUCGUGCAACAUGUACCAUGCAAAUACAUAUACAAAUUGUCAGAUGCAAGCCCGAACCAAAGGAGUUGGAAAAUGGUUAUUUUAUAUGUCAUCCAAGCACGGAAUUUGUAUUAGGAGCGUGGUGUCAAUACGGAUGCUACGAUGGAUAUGAACUAAUUGGUGAAAGCGUCAGAGUUUGCCAAGAGAACAACGAAUGGUCGGGCAGUCACGCUCCUUCAUGCAGCGCUAUACGAUGUCCUAAGCUUCAAAGUUUAGAGGGUGCAGGAUUACCAUCAUGUACAAACGCGAACUAUUUCCGUAGUGUCUGCACUUACAAUUGUAAGAUACCCGGUUUUGAUAUGCCACAAAAUGUUGCAAAGGCUAUCGUGUGCUCCAAUAAUAAAUUAUGGAGGAACAGGAGAACCAAAAUGUUUAGACGUAGAACCACCACAAUUUGAUACUUGCCCAAGCAUCGUGGUCUCAGGAACUGAUAAAGGCUCGAACACAUCAAGCGUUUCUUGGCCAAAACCAACUGCAAUUGACAACAGCAAUGGCAAAAUAAAUGUCAUGAUAAGUCGCGGCCCUGGACCUGAGUCUAAACUAUAUCCCGGCCGCUAUGAAAUUGAGUAUGUAGCGAGGGAUAAAGCUGGAAACAAGGGAAGACCAUGCAGAUUCAAUGUCAUUGUACGAGAUAUAAAAUGUUCAAGAAUUUAUCCAACUCCAUACGUAAGGGUUAUAUGUCCGCAAGGGUAUAAAACCGGAUCACUUUGUGAUAUUGAGUGCGAGCCAGGAAAUUUACUGAAAGGCAGUGAUAACGUAACAUGCGAAGAAAGUAAAAAUGGACUAUUUGCUUAUUGGAACUGGCAAAACGGAACACAAUCGACAUGUAAAAAUACAUUGAAAUGCACAAUGAUCAACCCUCCCAGAAAAGGGGGCAGUUGUAUGCGAUAACUGGCUUGGUGGCACGUUCUGUCAGGGACAAUGCAGAAGCGGAACGGAAAUGCCAAAUGUUGAUCUAACAAAACUGUACGUUUGUUCCAGGGAAGUAAAAUGGGAUCCAACGCCGCAGUUUAAACCUUGCAAAACUACCGAGCAUGCAUAUUCUCUCAGGGUAACGUUACUUGCCGAGUGUUUCUACAGUGGUGAUUGUAAAGACAAAUCAACACAACAACAAAUUGCAAACAAUUUUAUUCAACAGAUGCGAUCAAACCAUUUGUUUCAACCAGAGGCAUGUCCUGAUGACAGCCAAUGCAAUGUCGACGGCGUCCAGAUAUUUUGUGGAUCAACCUCUCGACGAAAGAGAGACGUUGCCACCAAUGGUUCAAAUGAUCUGAUGCAACACCGACUAUCGAUCGAAAUCACAUUGAAAAUGAAACCGACAGAAAACAUAAUUGUCUUACAAAAUCAGCGCCAAAACCUGAUUAAUAGUUUAGGCGAACUUAUGGAAAGCAAACGUGAUGAAGUGUUUGGUGAACAUACUGCAUCGUCUUUUAAUAUCAGCAGUGGACCUGUGAAAAUAAUGUGUACAGAAGGUUCCGUUAACUCCAUAGAAAGUUUAAGAUGUAUUGAAUGUCCGGAGGGCACCUACUACCAAAAGCGUGUAUACGACAUGGAUCCCACCUGUAUUCUAUGUCCAAAGGGAACUUUCCAGGCUGAAAGUGGUCAGUCGGUAUGUAAGGCAUGCCCUGAAGGGUUUUCGACAAACUCAAAAGGAUCUACGCAAUUGUCAGAUUGCAAAGUUGCAUGCAGUCCAGGGACAUUUUCUCAAAACGGAUUAGAACCAUGUUUUCCUUGCGAUGUUGGUCAUUACCAGCCAUCGCAUGGGCAAGUCAUGUGCAGACGAUGUUUGGAUUCUAAAUCAACGCUCACAUUUGGGGCAUCCAGUCGCGCUGAUUGCCAAGAGUUCGAUAUAAUUUUCAACGGGAACAGCAGUGUCACCAGUAUCAUACAGAACCUCACAAGUGUCUCUGAUUUGACGAUGAACUUUUGGAUUAAAGCUAAUUCUGAUUCAACAGAGUUUGAAAUACAUUUUGAGGAUGAAAUUGGCAUUAUUAUUUGGGAAAUCCGUAAUUUUAGUGAAGUUUGUCAUAAUAAAAUAAUGUGCAAAAGUUUCGAGAACGUCUUAGCAUUUGAUAACCUGUGGCAUAGAUUUACGAUUCAGUUCAUCGUUUGCUCUGUGUUUGUGAAUAUUGAUGGGUUUCUGGCUAACUCGAUUAAUUUUGGAACCAGUUGUUCAAGUUUCAAACUGAAAACCGUUUAUGUGCAAGCAGAUUCAAGUUUUACAUUAUCUCAACUUAACUUAUGGCACGGACAAAAAGAUAUGACAAGCGAAGUUCACUGUUUUUCUCAUCAAUUUGGAGAUCUGUUACGAUGGCAAGAUUUCGACGGAUCGAUUGUUGAUGGGGCUUUUAUUGAUAUACCUAGCCAGUGUGACGAUAUUGACAAUUGUAUGUCAAAACCCUGUCUCCAUGGCGAAUGCAGCGACAGAUUAAAUGGUUAUGAUUGCACUUGCGAUGUCGGCUUUACCAGUCAAAGGUGUGAUGUCAACAUUGACGACUGUACAGCAAAUGUCUGUAUGAAUGGCGCUACAUGUGUUGAUGAAGUGGCCUCCUACAAUUGCAGUUGUGUGGAAAAUUAUACCGGAAAGUAUUGUGAAAUAGAAAAAAAACAUGGCCAAUGGAGUGUUUGGGGGAAUUGGUCGGAAUGUACAACUACUUGUGGCCGUGGCCAAAUGUCACGAAAACGUCUUUGUACCAAUCCGACACCGAGUAACGGUGGGGACGAUUGCGCAGGCCUCUCAGAAGACUUUCAACCGUGCAAUAACACAGACUGUCCAGAUUGUCCAGCACUCGUGGUGCCAGGAAAUGGAACAGCUGAAUGUAAGCAAGUCAAUGGAACAUUUAACUGCAGUAUAUAUUGCGAUGAAGGCUUUGAAUUUGACAUGGAACCUCUUCACAAUUAUUAUUGCGGACCUGAAACGGCUCAUGUUUGGAAUUUUGACACUUUCUCAAAUCCGCUACGAAAACUUCCAAGCUGCAAAGAAACAGUUGUUCCCAAGUCACUUUCCGUUAGGUACUCUGCGAAGUACAAAGAUCUUGUAUGCUCUUCGCAGCAUUUGGCAUUACAAACAAACACCAAAAUACUUUCAAAGGCUAGGACCGUUGUUGAGAGUAUUUCAGUAAUUGAAACAAAUGCGUGUACAUUAAACGAAUUAACAGUGACGGACUGUGAUGACAAUUCCCGGAUGAAACGUUCAACUGAAUUUGCUGGAUUUAGAAUGACUAUAAGCACAAACCCACAAAACGGUGACAUCACAAAAGGCGCAGGAGAUUUAGAAACAGCUUUCAACGCAGUAAUGGGUGCUAUACAAAAUGGGAAUUUCACUGUUCAUGUUCUUGAAGACAGUUAUGAAUUAGACCAAAACCAGACUGAGGCUUCAGGGGAAGCCGAUUGUGAGCCGGGAUUUACUCGUGUCGGCUAUUUUUGUGUUCCCUGCGGUAGCGGUACGUAUUUUAACGUUGAUUACUGCGAACUCUGUCCUGUUGGCACAUACCAGGAAAAGGAGAGACAAACAUCAUGCAGUUUAUGUCCUGAUGGAAAAUCAACACUUGGCGAAGGAUCUGCGUCCAUUGAAGAGUGUUCGGUUUUUAAAGAAGUCGAACCCGAAAGACUGGAAGUGACCGGGAUAGCUGUUGGAUGUGGAGUAAGCCUAUUUGUUCUUGUAGGCGUUGUACUCGCAUUCAUUCGUUAUAGAUCAUCGAGGACCAAUGAAUACAAUGUCAGCAAACCCAGUCCAACGAAAAGACAACAGGCAUACGACAUACCUUGUCCAGUAAAGUCAAUGUUUAAGAAACGCAAAGGACGAUUUGAUAUUAACUAAUGGGUGACAAUAACAUAAAUCGUCACUAGCAAUAUAUCUUGUUUUGUAUGCAUAGUUUGGACCUUGGAGAAUUUUAAUGACAUGGUGUGUUAUAUGAAACAUAGACAUUCAUAUGACGUUGAAUUGUUGCUUAUUUUAUGACUAUUUAGCAUGUCUCAUAUAUAUUUGUAGUCUAAAUGUAGUCUCUAAAAACAGGACUUAUCUUUAGAACAAUUUCAAAAUUAAAGCAAAAUAUCAUAUAUUUUACAAGUGAAUCUAAAUCUUUUAAUACAUCGUACAUUAUGUCUUAAAGAAAUGAAUAAUGUAUUUGUUGUUGAAAAUCAGACCCACUUUGUUAUCGACUGCCUAUAAUGAUGAAUUAAGGACAGUUGUGUUUAAAGGAUUAUAAUGUAUAUGGUGCUUGUAUUUGUAUUUGUUGAUUCUAUGCGAUUGAGUAUCUAAUGUAUUGUUGAUUGCGUCCUUUCCGCCUCAUAACAUGAUUUGUUUAAUAUUCGACUACUUGGCUUGUCCCUGUAGUUUUUAUUGUAAUAUUUAAUUAAUGAUGUUGUUCGUACAUGUUUUUACUUUAUGUAUUGCUUCAUUACCUAUGUAAAGGUCUUCAAGUGCCUCGGUUUGAUAAGGAAAUGACAAAUGAGAAGAACAUGAACGUUCGUAUUUGGCUAUUAUUGAAACCAGACUGUAACAUGGUUUAAUCAGCGUUUUAAAAUUGCACAUGCAGGUUUUCUGUGGUUUUGUGAAACGUGACUAUUCUAAAGCUUUUCACGUUAGCAACACAUAGUAGUUUAGUUUAGUGUUGGUGUGUUGACCGAUUAUUUUUGAAUUUUUGCUGUUAAAAAUAUCUCCGGGUAAAUAGUGUAUUGUAAAGGAAUAUUAUCCUUAUAUUGCCAUGUUCUAUAACAUGUAAAAAAUAACAUGAUUGGUACAUUAUUAAAACAAACGUUUACGUUAAAGCAUUUGCCGUCCCAGUUUAAUAGUCAAUUGAUCUUUGAAGUUCCCACAUAAACUGCUGAGUGUUCCAAAUGAAACUUAGAAACGAUGGACAGUGUUUUUAAACAUCUUAAUUUGUAAAAUUAAGUACAGACAAACAAUGUUGUGUGGUUUCUGAUAUUCAACUUAAGCCAGUCUUAUGGUCAUACAUCAGUGACUCCAUUAAUUGUAAUAAAUCAGUUACUUAUAUCGAGCAAUCCGAUUAGCUACAUCGUUCCUAGAUCGAAAUAAGACCAGUAUUGAAUUCCACACCAGAGCAUUCUUACAUUGUUGAAAUAUUUAAGCCUGUCAUUUGAGUAUCUGGUAUUAAUUUGUUUGCAUAAUAUUUACAACGCAUGGCAUGUAUAUACUUUUUCGAGCAACAAUAUCAAUUGUAUAUCAAACAUAUAAAAUAAAUAUUAUUCUUUGAA
Molecule: messenger RNA, 6182 nt
Organism: Mya arenaria
Lineage: Eukaryota; Metazoa; Mollusca; Bivalvia; Myida; Myidae
Product: signal peptide, CUB and EGF-like domain-containing protein 1
Exons: 23
Coding region: 1906-4785 (959 amino acids)
Biological process (GO): signal transduction
Cellular component (GO): cell surface
Molecular function (GO): calcium ion binding
Source: RefSeq, a predicted model, not a curated record